Dermatophagoides farinae (American house dust mite) is the source of this 2308-nucleotide messenger RNA. The record is from RefSeq and is a predicted model, not a curated record. NCBI's taxonomy places the organism in Eukaryota, Metazoa, Arthropoda, Arachnida, Sarcoptiformes, Pyroglyphidae.
AAAUGAAUAAUACAAACAAAUAACGGGAUUAGUGGAUUUUGUUAAUAUCGAUUUUCUUCAAACAUGUCGACUAAUAAUAAUUCACGGCCAAUCAUUUAUAUUAGAACAUUCGAUGACUACGGUAUCAUACGCAAAUGACAUGUACAUGAAUGAUGACAAUGGUGUUGGUGGUGGUGGUGGUGGUCGUUUAACUACAGCUGCAGCUAAACAAUGGAUGAAAAUGUUGGCCGCUUCUAAUCAUCAUCAUAGACAUCGAUUCGAUAUGGAUGGUAACCAUAAAUCAUUGUUUCAAUCGAGAGUAAAUUUAAUUGAUAAUUUAAGUUCACCAACUGGUAAUGGUCAAGAUUUUCUAUCAAUGUUGGAUAGUGGUGGUGGUGGUGGUGGUCCCGUAAGUGAUGAAAGUCAUGGUACUGGAUCAUUUAUUGAUCAACCGGAUAUAUUGAAUACAUCGAAAACAUCAUCAUUACAGGAACAAAUGUCAACAAUAUCAUCAACAUCAUCAUUGUCAACAUUAUCAUCAUCAUGGAUUAUACGUGAUUGUCCACCAUCAUUACAAUUAUUAGUAAAAUUCUAUCGUUGUUUCGGUAUAUCAUUCACUGGUAUUAUAUUUAUUAAUGAUGAUCAUUUUGGAUUACAAAAAACAACAACAAAUCAUACAAUGAUGAUGGGUAAAUCAUCUACAACAAAAAUCUAUUCAAGUUCAAUGUACAAUUAUAAUAACAAUUAUCAUCAAAAUCAUUCAAAAUCACAUCAUCAUCGUCAACUACAGCAACAGCAACAACAACAAUCAAUGAUGAAUAAAAAAUUUCAUGAUAAUGAUGAAGAACGUUUUGGUCUACGAAUGCAACGUUAUUUCUUUAUUGGAUUGAAUAUAACAAUGUUGAUUAUAUUUCUUCUUGUAUUAGGUCGAUUAGUUAAUGAUAAAUAUUUAAAUCGAAUGAAUAAUCGUAAUCAAACACUUGGAAUGAUGAACAGUAAUGAAACGAUUGGAUCCGAAUUGAAUGGCACCGAAUUGAUUGAAAAAUUACCCGAAUUUAAUAAUGAAACAUUGAACAAAUCAACAAAUAUUUGGGAUGAUUUUUUUCAAUCAAUCAAUCUAAGUGAAAGUCAUGAUCAGAUACAUGAAUUGGUACCAAUCAUUUAUCUAUUGAUACGUGGACGUCGACUAAUUAGCCUAUUGGUUAGAAUUCCAUUUAUUGAUCAAUUUGAUCAUUGUAAACGAUUUGCUUAUCGUUCAUUAAUCAUUGCAUUUAUGACAGCAUUAUUCAUCAAUAUAAUUGGUUUCAUUUCAUUUAAUCAAACAUCUAAACAGAUUUUUAUGGACCCGGAUAGUGAUUUUGGUUCACGAUUAUUUACAUUGGUUGCACCAAUAUUCAAUACAUUUCUAUUCGUAUAUUUAUCGGUUAUACCGAUAAUGUUCAUCUAUACAAUGAUGUUAUUUAGAUUUGUUAUUGAAAAAUUAUUGAACACAUACGCUGUGGUUAAUUUGGAUGAAAUAUUGAUGCUAAAAUUGAAGACAAAACUUGGUGAUCUAAAUGAUCAAUUCAAAGAUAUUAUACCGAAAUUUGCAUUACCAUUGACAAUACAUUUUGCAACAAACAUAUUCAUUAUAAUCAGUUCAGCAUGUUAUCUAAUGAUUGAUCUUGGCCCAGAAGGUACAACAAAUACAGCAUUCAUAUUUAGUUUGGGUAUAUUUUCAUUUCUACGUUUAAUUAUUGUUGCUUGUUAUGGUAAUCUGCCUACAAAUAUUUGUCGUGAUCUUAUACGUACUGUAUAUGAAAACCUGGAACAAUGGAGCCUAAAUGAAUGGAUGUGUUUUAUGGAAUUGAAACGAUUACGUAAAGAAUUUACUGUAUCCAUAUUCUCGAUGUAUACAGUACGGCAAUCAUCAAUAUUGGCAAUGUUAGGUUUUGCAUUGAAUUAUAUUGUCAUACUAUUACAAACGGAAAAUUAUCCAUCUGCACAGGUGGACAAUUCCACAUUGGCAUCAAAUAUAACAAACGAUACGGCAUUGAUGAUGAACGAUACAAAUGUGGAUGGAAAUCUAACCAAACAAAUGCUUAUCGAAUCUGAUCAUCAUAGUGAACCGAUAUUCGAUACAAAUCAAUUAUUUGAAUGGUUUAAUUGAAUUUAAUUCUACCACGCCACCACAACUGCUUUAUUUGCACUUUCAUUUUAGAGAGAGAGAAAUUACUUUAAAUAUUCUAGUUAGAUUAUCCACUCACCAUCAUAUAUUGACCUUGACAUUAUGCAAUUAUUCUUGUUAUUAAUGGAAUUAUUCAAUUAAAAUGAUGAAUAUAUCGAUUCA